Molecule: messenger RNA, 2291 nt
Organism: Seriola dumerili (greater amberjack)
Lineage: Eukaryota; Metazoa; Chordata; Actinopteri; Carangiformes; Carangidae
Gene: tmem182a
Product: transmembrane protein 182
Exons: 5
Coding region: 221-967 (248 amino acids)
Cellular component (GO): membrane
Source: RefSeq, a predicted model, not a curated record
CACAGACAGAGAGGACAGGACAGGAGAGGAGUCAAGAUCCAUUAACCCAACAUAAACCAGCUGUACAGAGUAAAAAGCCAUCUCACUCAGUGGAUGUACUACAGUGCAAGAGGAGUGACUGUUUCUGCCUCUGCUUGUCACAUGCACUUACUGUAGUUGGAGGGGAAAGUCAGAUCGAGUGUGGGCAUCCAGUAGCUGAGCGGCUGGUCAAUCCUGGACCAUGAAGCUAAGUGUGGCGUUGUUUUUUGCCGGGCUCUUUGGGGCUUUGGCAGCUGUGUUCAUCCUCCUCUCUUUUGGAACUGAUUACUGGCUGCUGGCCUCAGAGAGCUGCCGCGCAAAUCCUGACGGAUCUGUUGGCCCUGGUGGUGUGACUAUAGAGAGUGGAGAUGUGGUGGUGCAUGAGGACAGUCAUGAUAUUACUCUGUACCACGAGGGGUUUUUCUGGAGAUGUUCCUUUGGAGCCAACAUGGAUGAUAGCAACUUGCUGUGGAAGCUCUGGUUCACAAAUCAGCCACACUCAAAAGUGUGCAUGCACGCCUACCUCUUCCCAUUCCCUAUAUCUCAUCAGACCCACAAUGCCACAGAGUAUGAUUCUGCUAUAAUCUACAGAGGCUUCUGGAGCAUCUUUAUGCUGAUUGGUGUGGCGGCUGUGGUGCUUGGUGGGUUCGUCAUCAUCUGUGCUGCUCCAUUCGCCAGCCACCGCCUCUACAAAGCAGGGGGCGGCCUCCUACUGGCAUCUGGUAUUUUCCUGCUGUGUGUGGUGGUGAUGUACGUACUGUGGGUGCAGGUGUUGGAUGUGGUGGAUGUUUACGUAAACCACCAGCGCUCAGCGGUGUGUGCAGACUUCCAGCUGUCCCUCAGCUACGGUCUGUCCUUCAUGUUUGCCCCCAUUGGCAUCUUCUUCUGCCUUCUGGCAGGCCUUCUUUUCCUCCUCAUCGGCCGAACCAUCCAGAUUCACUACCACUGAUUUUAACCAGCAGCAGGUUAGAGGAACACCGGUGUUUUUUUUCUUUUCUUUUCUUCUUUUUUUUUUAACCAUCAGGUCUUUGAUAUUUUGCAUUAUAAAAGCGAAGUCUAGAUAUUAUGUGCAAGAUUGUGGUUUAAAUGAUCUGACAGGCUUGGACACUUUGAUCCAGGAUAAAAAAAUUGCAGCCAUUGUUGAGCUCAGAAAUGUCAUCAUGAUCACUCCGCCCUGAGCCACGGUCAGCUGAGCUUCAUUACAGCUCUGUGCUCUCUGUAGGUAGAAGAUUAUAUAAGGAUGUCAACAAACCUGCUCACAUACAGUAUAAAUACCUGUGGUAUAUAACAUUGUUGUUUAAACCUUGUGCAGUGUUGAUGGUUAAGGGGCUUAUGAGUGUAUUUUUUUUUUUGUAAAAUUACCAGAAAUUGAAUGUUGAUGAGGAAAACUUUUGUUCAUUGAAGCAUUUUUUUUGUGCAUAAUGAAAAGCUGGUAGCAUGAUCAUUUUUAUAUUCUGUAUAUACAGUCAGUGUUUUUGGAAAGAACACAGGCCCAGCAGCCUUGUCUGUAUUCAGUUUAAAGGAUAAGGCUGAUGAUGUCCUAUACUUUUGCUGUUGUUAACAAAUUCCAUAAAAAGACCAAAACCAACUUUGCCUUAGUCUUUCAAUAUUUUCCAACUUCCCUUCUUUGUCUACAGCAUUCACCUCCAUGUUCAUCCAUUUAGACUGAAAAUGUAAAUCUUUAACAACAGAUCACAAAUACAUGUAUCUACUGAUUAAGUCCCUGAACUCAAACAGGAGUAGAAGAGUACAUUUGUUGGGGACUAUUUUUAGCUGUGGAGUAAAACACAUUUGGUGCUGUGGUGAGUGUUUAUAACAGCAGAACAGCAUAUGUGCAAAAAUCCAGCACGACUACGGGGCUCAUGAUCAUCAUGAUAAAGGAACAUGACACCAAAGGCAACAGCGUGGCUUACCCAUAUGUUUUUGAUAGUUUUAAUAGCGGAGCUCUAAGGCACACAGAGGAAUAAACUGUAUCAGGGUCUGGCUGCACAGACAAUACUUAGAGUUGUCUUCUGAUCGUUUAGUUUUGUCUUUUCAUGAGAAUUUUUUAACCCAAAGAAAAAUAUGGAAUAUCAUCAGACUUAUCCUGCAAUAUCAUCUAAUAUUCACAUUUCACUGAGUGUAUCAUGCUUAAUAUUUUCUGCUUUUUCUGCAGUAUUGUUUAACUAAUUCUGUACAUAUCCUGAAACUGUGCUGUCUUUUGGUCAUAUUGUUCUAGUUUGACCAGUUUAUUGGUUCGGCACUUUUUUUUUUUUUAUUUUUUUUUUAAUGGU